AUGCCGAAAAGCAGCAGGGAGCGGUUCAGUCCGGACCCGUCCGUUCAGAUCUCCAGAAUGAACGUGAUCAUCCCGUUCUCCGCGGACGUGCCGUGCGACAGUCACGGGCAGAGGAUGUGGUGGGCUUUCCUCGCCUCGUCCAUGGUCACUUUCUUUGGGGGACUUUUUAUAAUCCUGCUGUGGAGAACCUUCAAAUACCUGUGGACCGUUUGCUGCCAGUGUAAAGCCAAGAAAAAGGAGGUUCACCGUGGGACCACCGCUGAGGUGCUGAAGCGAGGAGAGAAGGAUGACGCUGCGGUCAGUGAGGUGGGAUGGAUGACCUCUGUCAAAGACUGGGCCGGGGUCAUGAUCUCAGCCCAGACACUCACCGGGAGAGUCCUGGUCGUCCUGGUUUUCGCCCUCAGCAUCGGCGCUCUGGUCAUUUACUUCAUUGAUUCCUCCGACCCCAUCGAAUCCUGUCAGAACUUCUACGAAGACUUCACUCUGCAGAUCGACAUGGCCUUUAAUGUGUUUUUCCUGCUUUACUUUGGCCUCAGGUUCAUCGCAGCCAAUGAUAAGCUCUGGUUCUGGCUGGAGGUGAACUCUGUGGUGGACUUCUUCACUGUUCCUCCCGUCUUCGUGUCUGUGUAUCUCAACAGGAGCUGGCUCGGUCUGAGGUUCCUCAGGGCCUUGAGGCUAAUUCAAUUUUCUGAAAUCUUACAGUUUUUGAACAUUCUAAAGACAAGUAACUCGAUAAAACUGGUCAACCUGUGUUCCAUCUUCAUCAGCACAUGGCUGACCGCAGCGGGCUUCAUACAUCUGGUGGAGAAUUCUGGGGACCCAUGGGAGAACUUCCAGAACUCGCAGGCGCUGUCGUACUGGGAGUGUGUGUACCUCCUGAUGGUUACCAUGUCGACGGUGGGCUACGGCGAUGUUUACGCAAAGACCACACUCGGGCGACUCUUCAUGGUCUUCUUCAUCCUCGGAGGACUGGCCAUGUUUGCCAGCUACGUCCCUGAAAUCAUAGAGUUAAUAGGAAACCGCAAGAAAUACGGCGGUUCGUAUAGUGCCGUAAAUGGUCGAAAGCACAUCGUCGUCUGUGGCCACAUUACUCUGGAAAGUGUGUCCAACUUCCUCAAAGACUUCCUACACAAGGACAGGGAUGAUGUCAAUGUAGAAAUCGUUUUUCUCCAUAAUAUUUCCCCUAAUCUUGAGCUGGAAGCCUUGUUCAAGCGUCACUUCACUCAGGUGGAGUUUUACCAGGGCUCUGUCCUGAACCCACACGACCUGGCCCGCGUCAAGAUCGAAUCGGCCGAUGCCUGUUUGAUUUUGGCAAAUAAAUACUGUGCUGACCCUGAUGCUGAGGACGCCUCCAACAUCAUGAGAGUGAUCUCCAUAAAAAACUACCACCCAAAGAUCAGAAUCAUCACCCAGAUGCUGCAGUACCACAACAAGGCGCACCUGCUGAACAUCCCGAGCUGGACCUGGAAAGAGGGGGACGACGCCAUCUGCCUGGCUGAGCUGAAGCUCGGGUUCAUCGCUCAGAGCUGUUUGGCUCAGGGCCUGUCCACCAUGUUGGCCAACCUCUUCUCCAUGAGGUCCUUCAUCAAGAUCGAGGAGGACACCUGGCAGAAGUACUACCUGGAGGGCGUGUCCAAUGAGAUGUACACGGAGUAUCUGUCCAGUGCCUUUGUGGGACUGUCCUUCCCCGUCAUCUGCGAGUUGUGUUAUGUGAAGCUGAAGCUGCUGCUCAUCGCCAUCGAGUACAAGUCUGACCAGAGAGAGAGCAGCACUUUGAUCAACCCGGGGAACCACGUGAAAAUGACAGAGGGGACACUGGGAUUCUUCAUCGCCAGCGACGCCAAAGAAGUGAAAAGGGCUCUGUUCUAUUGUAAAGCCUGUCACGAUGACAUCACUGACCCAAAACGCAUCAAGAAAUGUGGAUGCAAGAAAACUAAGAUGGCCGCCUCCCCGACUGAACGCCUGGCCUGUUGCUUUGGUUCAGGGUGCAUGUCUCUUAGUCACCGUAGUAGCUCGGACGUCCCGCUCUCCGCUGUCUCUGUUAGCUCGGCCCCUAAAAACAGUUAUAACGGAUACAUCAAAUCAAUUGAAGACGACCAACAGUCUGCUCUAUCACCAAAGAAAAAGCAACGCAACGGAAACAUGAGGAACUCCCCAAACUCUUCACCCAAAAUCAUGAGACAUGAUCCUCUGCUGAUUCCCGGGACUGAGCCGAUUGAGAGCAUGGACGAAAAUGUGAAAAAGUACGACUCCACCGGAAUGUUCCACUGGUGUCCGUCUAAAGACAUCGAGAAGGUCAUUCUGACCCGUAGCGAGGCGGCCAUGACGGUUCUGAGCGGUCAUGUGGUUGUGUGUAUUUUCGGAGAUGCAAAGUCGGCUCUGAUCGGAGUGAGGAACUUUGUGAUGCCGCUGAGAGCGAGUAACUUCCACUACCACGAGCUCAAGCACAUCGUCUUUGUGGGGUCUCUGGAAUAUUUCCGCAGAGAGUGGGAUACACUACACAACUUCCCCAAAGUCUCCAUCCUGCCUGGCACCCCGCUGAGCCGCGCCGACCUCAGAGCAGUGAAUAUAAACCUGUGUGACAUGUGUGUGAUCCUGUCGGCCAAUCAGAACAACAUCGACGAUGCGUCUCUGCAGGACAAAGAGUGCAUCCUGGCCUCGCUCAACAUCAAGUCCAUGCAGUUCGACGACAGCAUCGGACUCCUGCAGGCGAACUCUCAAGGCUUCACUCCUCCUGGGAUGGACCGCUCCUCUCCAGAGAACAGUCCGGUCCACGGUUUAGUCAGACAGACUUCAGUCACAACAGGAGCCAAUAUCCCCAUUAUCACUGAGCUAGCGCCUUUAGCAAAACAAGGCAAAAAGCUGCCUGUGAUUUCAUUCAGUCCUGAUAAGAGCAGUGGCACCAGCAUUCAAAUGAUAACUGAACUGGUGAACGACUCAAAUGUACAGUUUUUGGACCAGGAUGAUGAUGACGACCCCGACACAGAGCUGUACCUCACACAGCCCUUCGCCUGUGGGACGGCGUUUGCUGUUAGCGUCCUUGACUCGCUAAUGAGCGCUACUUACUUCAACGACAACAUCCUGACUCUGAUCCGGACCCUGGUGACCGGAGGAGCAACCCCGGAGCUCGAGGGACUUUUGGCUGAAGAGAACGCUCUGAGAGGGGGGUACAGCACCCCCCAAACGCUGGCCAACAGGGACAGGUGCAGAGUGGCCCAACUCGCCCUGUAUGACGGGCCGUUCGCUGAUCUAGGGGACGGUGGUUGCUAUGGCGACUUGUUUUGUAAAGCUCUAAAGACGUACAACAUGCUGUGCUUCGGAAUCUACCGACUCCGAGACGCCCACAUCACCACACAGAGCCAGUGUACCAAACGGUACGUGAUCACAAACCCUCCAUACUCGUUCGAGCUGGUGCCGUCAGAUCUGAUUUUCUGCCUGAUGCAGUUUGACCAUAACGCUGGACAGUCGCGCUGCAGCCUCUCUCACUCCUCUCACUCCUCCCACUCGUCCAAAAAGAGCUCAUCUGUUCACUCCAUCCCCACGGCCAACCGCAUCAACCGCAACAAGAGCCGCGACAAACAAAAUGCGUCUUGGAUGAAUAGAAUGGGCUCAGAAAAGACGUGGUUUACAGAUGAGCCAGAGAACCCCCACCUGAGAAUCACCUCCAUCAAAACAUCAAACACCAGUCUCAACCACAGCAGCCAAUCAAAAUCCAGCAGCAUCCAAAUCCCACCAAUCAGAGAGGCCGAAAAUGAAUGCUGACGAUUGGCAUUCAAAACAGUCCUCAGAAUGGCCUCCAAGAAAUUUUAUUCAACUGAUUUCAUUUUUUUUUUUUUUUUUUUAUGUUUCGGUGAAAGACACAUUAGCCAAUCAAAAUCCAGCAGCACCUUCAACCCACCAAUCAGAGAGGUCGAAGAUGAAAGCUGACGGUUGACAUUCUAACCCUUCCCCAAAAUGGCCUCCUAGAAAUUGAGACACAUCAGCCAAUCAAAAUCCAACAGCAGAAGGAUGGCAACCAGCAUUCAAACGGUCCUCAAAACAGUCCUCAAAAUGGCCUCCAAUAGAUUGUUUCCCUCAAUUUUUAUGUUUUGGUGAAAGACACAGCAGCCAAUCAAAAUCCAGGAACAUCCUCAACCCACCAGUUAGAGCGGCCGAAGACGAAUCCUGAUGAUCGGCAUUCAAAUGGUCCUCAAAACAGUCCUGAAAACGGUCCUCAAAACAGUCCUGAAAACGGUCCUCAAAACAGUCCUGAAAAUGGUCCUCAAAACAGUCCUGAAACGGUCCUCAAAAUGGUCUCCGCAGCAUCUACUUGAUAAAAUUUUUGGUGAAAGACAAUCAAACUAAAAACUCCAGGACUUCAUUAGAUGGAGAAUGGAGUUAAGUGGAACAAUAUUUUUUUCAAGUGUUGCCUUUUAAACUGUCAUUGAACAACGUCUGUGUAAUAGUGAUUCUAUGUAGGCUCUGCUCUGUAUUACAUUACCAAAAAUGGCAUGUACCAUUCCUUUGCCAUUCUAAACAUUUAUUCACAACAUUUGUGACAGUUAAAGAGGCCAGAGUCCCUAAAAUGGCGCCUGGCUCCAGCCUUAUAAUCUACAGAUUGUGUGUUUUUACUUGUCUUAGAAAUCUGCCUUCAGAAAUGUGCUACAUGUUUUUGUGUCACAGUUUGGGUUGAAACGUCCAAAAGAAGGAGCCAUGUUGAGAAGUUGGAAAGCGGCCCCAAAACAGAUACACGGUACACUUGGACAGUACACUUGAACAGUGAUGAAGUGCAUUUUGUUCCACUGUACAAAGAAAAUGGGACCAAAACAAAUCCAUGUUUUUAAAUCCUUAUAAGCCAUAUGGACGGCCAUUUUGAUAAUGUCUGUUUCUUCAUCAGAAACGUGGAGUUUUUGUUUCGUUUACACGUUUCGAUUAAUGUGCAGAUUAUCUCCCUCUUUAUAACGUAAAUUAUUAUUACAUUUAAGGUGUCAAAAUAGAUUCUAAAGUUUAUAUAUUGAAUUGUAUGAGAUCCCAAAUAUGCAACUUUAAAAUCCAAGAAUUUAAUGCAAAAUCUCUAUGUUCAAACUGUUGAGCCACAUUCAAGCCAAACGUUGCAUAUUACGCUGAUAAAAAUAACAAUAAUAAUAACGCUGAUAUUAAAGGCCCUGUACCUCAUUUUUCCCAUUAAUUUGAGCAAAAUGUUUCUUACCCAAGUACAGAUCUCCUAUAUAAGCUGCAGCUUAUAAGCGUUUUAUUGUCCAAUAAUCAGAAGUGUGCACUUUGCAUGCUAGUUGUAGCAUGCUAAUAGGUACAGCGCCUUUAAUCUAUUAUGAGUGAUAUCAACACUACUUUCAACAAUCUGUAUUUUUUUCUAUGAUUUUUCUUUACGUACAAACACACAGUUUAUAGAAGUGACUGAGGAGUGUGACGUCACCCAGAGCGGUUGGUUCAAAACAACCGAAGCUAAUUGAGGCUAGCAGUUAUAGCGGCCAAGCUGCAGCCAGGGCCCAUUUUUAGAAAACCGAGUGCACAACCAGAGAGCCAAUCAGGAGCGAGGCUGAUGAAGGUACACGUCCCUUCCACUUAGCAAUGUGGCACAACAGCUGUCAAUCAAACCUGUCGCUAACGCUAGCUAGAUACGUCUAUGCUUACAACCAAUAUGAACUUUCCUCGUACUUUUGGGGCAGCCAUGCAAACUUUCUGAGCUUUUAUGAAUGUUUAACUCUGACCAAUAGCCAGAUAUGAUAGAGCUGUUCUGUUCAUUCCCUCCACUCACAUGAGCCAAACUUGACCAUGCUAAAGCGCCAUAUUUGAAUAUUUUUAACCGUUUAAAGCCACAAAUCGCAUAAAGUGGGCGUUUCCCUUAAGUCCUCCAUUGGCUGUAAGCACUGCCUGACACAGGGUCGUCUUGGAGUCGCAUGUUCUUCAUGAUGGAUCUAAAAAAAUUCCAUUAACUUCAUAAACAAACAGCUCUAUCAUAUACGAGCGUGGCUGUGCACACCUGUCAUUCUGAUCACAUAUCAUGUGUUUUUUGUUAUGU
Messenger RNA from Periophthalmus magnuspinnatus, 6019 nucleotides. Its product is annotated as calcium-activated potassium channel subunit alpha-1-like. Gene Ontology annotation, cellular component: postsynaptic membrane. The coding region runs from base 1 to 3762 and encodes 1253 amino acids. The record is from RefSeq and is a predicted model, not a curated record. Lineage: Eukaryota; Metazoa; Chordata; Actinopteri; Gobiiformes; Gobiidae. Gene Ontology annotation, molecular function: large conductance calcium-activated potassium channel activity. Gene Ontology annotation, biological process: transmembrane transport; potassium ion transport. The transcript is spliced from 32 exons.